Paraglomus brasilianum is the source of this 1329-nucleotide messenger RNA. The record is from the annotation of a GenBank genome assembly. NCBI's taxonomy places the organism in Eukaryota, Fungi, Glomeromycota, Glomeromycetes, Paraglomerales, Paraglomeraceae.
AUGGCUGACUUAGCGAAUAUACUUGAUACAGAGUAUCUGUCAAAAAGAGAUUUCUCAUACUGGUCGCAUAAAGACGGGUAUUAUGCACUUUGUCGUAUAGCACGCAAAGCUAUAGACAUUUCGACUUUUGAGGAGACUUGGAAAAAGUCCCUUGCAACAAAGAAACUGUCCCCUCAAUUAGUCUCAUUGCUCAAAAGUCGAAGGAAAGCGACGGUGGAUGACAAACGCCGACUGAGAAAAGAAUUUCUGGAUGAAACCGCAGUAGACAGUUUGGAAGAAGACGCGAUAAUGCAGGGAGCCGCACUAUUAAAGUCAGGUAUGCAAUACGAUACUAGAAGAACCAAAGCCCGAUUGGAGAGCGGCGUAAAACGUAAACGGAAUGAUGACGAUGAAGAGGAGUGUUAUGAAGAAGAGCAGGAAGAACAGGAAAGCGAUGACAUAGAAGUAGGGGAGAAAGUGGCUGCAGACCUGAUCAACAACAUUAACAACGAGGCCAUAAGACCACCAUCAGUUUGGCCACAAAUAAAAAAGUAUCUGGAUAUUGUAUUGAAUACUCGAAAGGAAGAUUUCAAGAAAGCACUAGAGGAGACCGUGAAUGAUGAACAUGACAUGUUCAGACUGUAUUGCAAAAAAGUCUUAUCAAACUUUUACGAUCUUGUCGAUAUUUUUCCUAUGAUCCCUGUGAGUAUGGGCGAAAGGAAGUACAUUGUUCAAAAUGUCAGUCCGCUGUUCACAUUUUAUGAACGGACGUUUGGAUUAGUUUACUUCGAUUGGAUUGAAAGCCACUCCCGUGCAGCAAAAUUGGCUCGGUCACCAUCAGAAUCAGGCAUUGUCAAAGUAGAUGCCAAUGGUAUAAGGGUACGAGACAAUCAAGAAGUGUGGCAUUUAGAAGUUGCUGGCUCGCCAUAUAUCUUCUCAACGAAACAUGCCGGUGAUAAUGCACGCAAAUCAAUGAACUUGGAGCUUGUUACUUUGGUGGCUGUAUUGCGUGAAUACUUGUCAGCCCCUAUACGACUGGCAAAGAGACUGAAAAUUUUUAGUUGCCAAGUGAUAGGUGAUCGAAUUACAUUGUACAGCCUCAGUCUCAUGGAGGAAGGUAAAUUCCUGGCAGAAGAGUUGGAAUCUGCAAAGUUUCCACUUUCUUUUGCUGCCAGAAUUAGAUAUAUAGGUAUAUUCAAAAUGAUGGCUCGAUUCCAUGACGAACUUAUGGAACAAGAAGAGAUUAUAGGAAAGAUUGAAGCUAGCCUCUAUGACAGCACAGAUGAGUCCCUCAAAGUGAGGGAUGUCAUCACUUUGCCCGAUAAAGUGCAAAUGUUAUCCUACAAGUAG